Molecule: messenger RNA, 3067 nt
Organism: Fulmarus glacialis (Northern fulmar)
Lineage: Eukaryota; Metazoa; Chordata; Aves; Procellariiformes; Procellariidae
Gene: ADAM9
Product: ADAM metallopeptidase domain 9
Exons: 21
Biological process (GO): transforming growth factor beta receptor signaling pathway; membrane protein ectodomain proteolysis; cell-cell adhesion mediated by integrin
Cellular component (GO): plasma membrane
Molecular function (GO): integrin binding; metalloendopeptidase activity
Source: RefSeq, a predicted model, not a curated record
GUUUCCAGCAGGUUUCUCUGUUGUCUUCCUAUGAAGUUGUAAUUCCGCAGAGGUUAGGAAGAGAACGGCGAGAGGCUUCCAAUGUCUCCUCAGUACAGGACAAGGUGUUGUAUGCUGUUGAGAUAGAGGGAAAAGAAUACACGAUUCAUCUAGAAAAGAACAAAGAACUGCUGCCCAAAGAUUUCACAGUUUAUACCUAUAAUAAGGAGGGGAAGUUGCAAUCUGAAUAUCCAGAUAUCCAGGAUCACUGCCAUUAUCAGGGAUACGUGGAGGGGAGCCUGGAUUCUGUGGUUGCUGUCAGCACCUGCUCGGGGCUCAGGGGUUUGGUGACAAUAGGGAACAUCACCUAUGGAAUUGAGCCCAUGGAUUCCUCUUCUGGCUCUAAACACAUUUUAUAUCGAUUGGAUAAUGUGAAGAAAGAGCCCACGAUGUGUGGAGUAACCACCGAAGACCAUGAAAGGGAACAUACAGAGGAAAAUCACCAUCCCAGUAUGACUCAGCUGCUGCGAAGAAAGAGAGCAGUCCUACAUCAAACAAGAUAUGUGGAGCUGUUUAUAGUUGUGGAUAAAGAAAAGUUUGAAGAUUUUGGGAAGAGUGAAACAGAAGUAAGAGAACACAUGGUGCAAUUGGCAAACUUCCUUGACAGUAUGUACAUCAUGUUGAACAUCCGCAUUGUGCUGGUUGGUCUAGAGAUUUGGAAGUAUGAAAACAUAAUUAGCACAGAUGGAGGUGCUGGUGAUGUGCUGGCAAAUUUUGUACAGUGGCGAGAGAAGAAUCUUGUUUUGCGCCGGAGACAUGACAGUGCCCAGUUUGUUCUGAAGAAGGGGUUUGGUGGCACAGCUGGAAUGGCCUAUGUUGGAACAGUGUGCUCCAAGAGCCACGCAGGAGGCAUUAAUGUGUUUGGAAGAAUCAGUAUACAGAUGUUUGCAUCAAUUAUGGCUCAUGAACUGGGACAUAACCUGGGGAUGAACCAUGAUGAUGAACGUGUCUGUCACUGCGGAGCAAGCAGUUGUAUUAUGAGCUCUGGAGCAUCGGGAUCGAGGAACUUCAGCAGCUGCAGUGCAGAAGACUUUGAGAAGCUAACUCUCAACAAAGGUGGAAGCUGCCUGCUCAACGUUCCCAAGCCUGAUGAAACCUAUAGCGUCCCGUACUGUGGGAACAGGCUGGUAGAUGCUGGGGAGGAGUGUGACUGUGGUUCACCAAAGGAAUGUGAAAGUGAUCCUUGCUGUGAACCAGGUACUUGCAGACUUCGAUCUGGUGCUGAAUGUGCUUAUGGUGACUGCUGUAAAAACUGCCGGCUCCUUCCUGGAGGAACCGAGUGUCGGGCGAGUAACAAUGAGUGUGACCUUCCAGAGUACUGCAACGGCACAUCCCAGUUCUGCCAGCCGGACUUCACCGUUCAGAACGGUCACCCGUGCCAUAACGAGGAAGCCUACUGUUACAAUGGCGUUUGCCAGUACUACGAUGCACAGUGUCAGGAUAUCUUUGGCUCAAAAGCCAAAGCAGCCCCCAACAUUUGUUUUGCUGAAGUGAAUUCCAAGGGUGACAGAUUUGGCAACUGUGGUUUCCAUGGCCAUGACUACAAGAAAUGUUCCAGCUGGAAUGCCAUGUGUGGGAAGCUGCAAUGUGAAAAUGUGAAAACUAUGCCUGUUUUUGGAAUUAAGCCUGCUAUUAUCCAAACUCCCAUUAGAGGCACCACGUGCUGGGGUGUAGAUUUCCAGCUAGGCUCUGAUGUCCCGGACCCAGGAAUGGUGAAUGAAGGCACCAAAUGUGAUACUGGAAAGAUCUGCAGGCACUUCCAGUGCGUGAGCGCCUCUGUUCUGAACUACGACUGUGACGUGGAGAGGCAGUGUCACGGACAUGGGGUGUGCAACAACAACAGGAACUGUCACUGUGAAGCAGGCUGGGCCCCUCCUUACUGUAAUACUAAAGGCUACGGAGGAAGUCUGGACAGUGGACCUCCUUAUAAUGACAAAGACACCUCACUGAGAAAUGGACUGCUGGUAUUUUUUUUCCUGGUCCUCCCACUCCUUAUAGUUGCUGCUCUGGCAUUUGCAAAAAGAGACAGGCUGAAGCGAUGCUGUAGAAGAUUAAUGUCACGCUGCCAUUCGUCACUUCAGUCACCACCUCCUAGAACAGAAACUGAACCAAGAGACUACCACCACAGAGGCUUUUCACACGGCAUGCCUUAUGCUCCAAGAGGUGUUCCCAUGGAUAUGGAACCAAAUACCUUUCCUGUUCCAUCUUACCCAGUUAACCAGCAUCCUCAGCAGGCUUACCACCAGUCUUACUACCCGUCUCCACAAUACCAGGCAUCACAGCCACAGAAGCUGCCGACAAGGCCGCCACCUCCGCAACAGAAAUGUGCACCUCAGGGACCUCCUCCAUCACAGCAAAAAUGUUUACCUCAGGGACAGUAUUUUCCUUCUCGACCGGCACCUUUGCCUCCCAAAUAGCUUUUGGCUUCUUUGGGGCCUUUGCGUGAGCUGACCUGUUCACUGAGACAGAGCUGAAAUUGCAGUUAUCCUUCUUGCAUUGAGUGGCCCAUGGUAAUCCCGGAAAGCCUUCCUUCUGCAGCCUGGGAUAAGGCAAAUGAGAUGUUGAAACGAGGAAUGUAAAACUUUUAAACUAAAUACCUCUACCAAAGCUACAGGAACUGAAAACGUCUAACCCGUUCUUAGAUCUGUCUGAGUAUUGUGGCUUUGUAAACUGCAGCAGGGCUGUCCAGCUGGAAGUGGAGCAGCCUGCAGUUAAACAAUCUUUAAAGUACAGCACUUGGGAGUUGCUUUUGGUUUCCCCAUUUCUGCGAUGAGCCCUAAUAAUGAAAUUGUCUGAUUUGUUGUCGUCUUUCUAAAUGUACGGUGAAGAAUUGAAGAAACCCAUACUGUUUUCAAAACGAGGAAAUCUGGCCAAUUAAUUUAAAAUUAUUUUGCAUGGACUGGAAAAUGUCAUCUAUUUACACAUUAAUGGCACAAGUGAAAUAAGGUAUCAGUGUACUUUUUCAGAUGAAGAUAAAUAUAUUGUAAACAUGUUUAUGCAUGUAUAUAUGUUUACUGAUGUGUAAUAA